Molecule: messenger RNA, 2047 nt
Organism: Phalacrocorax carbo (great cormorant)
Lineage: Eukaryota; Metazoa; Chordata; Aves; Suliformes; Phalacrocoracidae
Source: RefSeq, a predicted model, not a curated record
CUACCUCUCAAUCCCCCAAACACUGUGCCUGGAAGCAGGCAACAGAAGGCAGGAGGGGGAGGAGUAUUUAUUUCAUGCUUUAUAAAGCAUUAACUUCUGCAUAUGUUCAGUAUGACAAAGAAUUGAGCGGAACAGUAUCUGCAAAAGUGAGCAGCUUAGCACUGCUGUGACUGCUAAAAAUGAACUUAGUCCACAGACACAGGCUACAGUUAGUUGGAUUUGCGUUGUCUGUACUAGGAUGGCUUUUAACUGGUACCUGUAACUAUUUACCAGACUGGAAAAAUCUCAACUUAGACUUAAAUGUACUGGAGCUUUGGACCAUGGGACUCUGGCAAACCUGUAUAGUCCAAGAUGUAGGAGGAACACAGUGUAAAGAUUUUGAUUCUUUCCUAGCUUUGCCUCUAGAAUUCAAGAUUUCCAGGAUUUUACUAUCUACAUCAAAUGGGCUAGGACUUCUGAGCCUUGUCGUCUCUAGUCUCGGUUUGGACUGCCUAAAGAUGGAGGCUACAGAGCAGAAGCGAAAGAAACAGCUGUUACUUCUUGGAGGAAUACUUCUGUGGAUGUCUGGAGUUCUGGCCUUAGUGCCUGUUUCUUGGGUUGCCCAUACAAUAAUCCAGGAAUUUUGGGAUGAAGACAUCCCAGAGAUUGUGCCCCGAUGGGAAAUAGGGGAUGCGCUGUUCAGUGGUUGGUUUGGUGGAUUUUUUAUAAUUCUAGGAGGAUCUCUACUCCUCUCCACAAUCUGCCUGUCAUCUGACCAUCAAUUACCAGAGCAGUAUGCAAUGGCAGAUAUGCAAGACACACAUCACCAUCUGGAAAUUGGAAAUAGAAGACUUUAAAAAGGGGUAGAUAUCAGGUUUUCAGAUUUCUUAGUCUUAUACUACAGUAAGAAAGGACUGCUGAACAGUCAGGUUACUGUUUACAAGAGCGGGAAGGCGGGAUUGUUUCUUACUAAGUAGUUCCUUUAAUUACUACUCAUCUUCAAUUUUAAUUACAUUAAUUGAUGAGCUAUGGGGAUCUAAGUCAUCACUGUAUUUCUCCAAAAUCUGACCAAGCACAGAUUUUUGUUUGUGUAGUGUUUUGUUUUUUUUAGGGCGCGUAUACAAUUUUUAAUUUCUACACAUGCAUGGAGAGGUGACAAUCUUUCAAAUGGCAGAACUCCUACUGGGGCUGCUUUAAAUGAUGCCUUAAUGUUAUUUUUGUAAUAAAGUUCUGAAACAGUUUGUAGUGCCAGUUCAACAUGCAUGACAAAAACCUCAUUCAAGGUCUGUAUUAAGUUCCCUGGACCUGUAUCACUUACACUAGUGUAAACUGAAUGGUCUCGGACAUAAUGUCAUGUAACAAAGUUCUCCAUUGCAUGUGUGCACAUAUGACUGGGCAGGGACACAUUAAAAAUCUUUCUCUAAGGAGAGCUAGUAUUUCUGAAUAAUAAUAAUAUGAUGAUGUCCAGGGCAGAGUUGACCAUGUUCUUUGCUACUGCAGUUUUACUUAAUGAAUGUAAAGAACUAAUUUCAAGUAGAUUAAUUGCUUUCUAGAUAACUUAUCCUAAGACUUGUCAGUGAUUGAUGUGAACCUUCUAUAAAUUGCAAUGAUCUACACUGACAAAGCUGUAGCAGCCAUCUGUUUACGCAAUGAGCAUAUAAAGACACAGAACAGCAAUAAAAGAAUUAAAUAACACACUGGUCUGGAAAAGAGCUUUGUUAAAAAAUGUAUUUUCCAAUCACUGAAACACAUGGAAAGUGCAGAGACAAGUUAAUCUAUGUGAUGUAUUUGCAUACUCUUACAGACAAAAUUAGAACAGAAACACAUUCAGAAUAUAACCUGAUUAAAUAUUUAGUUCAGUCCUGAGCAUUUGAUAUUUAAUACAGUAUAAACAUAGCAACAGUAAAAAAAAUCUUAAAAUUAUUUGAUUUGUGUUCUAUUAAAAUUUCUGCUAAACUUUGCUUAUUUGGCUAAAUAUUCUUGUACCAGUAAUAUUUAGAUUUUGAUAUAUGCAACUGCAGUGACAUUGGUACCUGGAAAUAGAACUAAUGACACUUGUUAUACUCUG